Messenger RNA from Bufo bufo (common toad), 1473 nucleotides. It is a transcript of the gene CLN6, whose product is annotated as CLN6 transmembrane ER protein. The transcript is spliced from 7 exons. The record is from RefSeq and is a predicted model, not a curated record. NCBI's taxonomy places the organism in Eukaryota, Metazoa, Chordata, Amphibia, Anura, Bufonidae. The coding region runs from base 85 to 990 and encodes 301 amino acids.
GCGCGCUGAUUGGCUGCUGCGCUGGGGUCCCGUGGCUCAGCCGGGUCUGUAGCUGUUCACACGGGAGACCCGCGCGGCUUCGGGAUGCAGAGCUCGGUGCGCCGGCGACAGCUCCAGUCUGCGGGAUCUCCAGCCAGAUUUGGCGCAGCUCAGCCCAAUGACGAAUCAAGAAAUAACCGCUUUCACCUGGACCUGUGGUUCUAUUUCACCUUGCAGAACUGGCUUCUGGACUUUGGACGUCCGAUUGUCAUGAUAAUCCUUCCCUUGGAUUGGUUCCCAUUGAAUAAACCCAGUGCAGGCGACUAUUUCCAUAUGGCUUAUAACAUUAUAACUCCGCUGUUGCUGCUGAAGUUGAUAGAAAGAUCUCCGAAGACCCUCCCUAACUCUGUGGUCUACAUCAGCAUUAUGACGUUUGUCAUGGGGGCAAGUAUCCACCUGGUGGGAGAUUCUGUCAAUCACAGAUUGAUCUUCAGCGGAUACCAGCUUCACCUGUCUGUGCGGGACAACCCAAUUAUGCAGAAUCUACAGCCCCCCACCCUGGUCGACUCCUUUGAGUUGUUGUACUACUAUGAUGAGUACUUGGGUCAUUCCAUGUGGUACAUUCCAUUUUUUCUCAUCUUGUUCAUCUACUUCUCUGGUUGCUUCACAACUCUGAAGCGGGAAAGUGAGAUGCCUUUAUCCGCCUGGUCAUUGCUGCUCCCAAGUAGCCUCUAUUACUGGUACCUGGUGACUGAGGGUCAAAUAUUUAUCAUCUUCAUAUUCACUUUCUUUGCAAUGCUUGCUCUCAUCUUGCACCAGAAACGUAAAGGGCUGCGUCUGGACAGUAAUGGCCUUUUCCUACUACUCUCAUUUUCCGUCACACUCUUCCUCAUAGCAGUCUGGAUCGUAUGGCUAUGGAAUGACAAAAUUCUGCGCAAGAAAUACCCUGGAGUAAUAUACAUUCCCGAGCCCUGGGCCUUCUAUACGCUGCACAUCAACAGCUUGCACUGAGGUUGGAGCUGGCAAGGAACUGAAAUCUUCUCUUCCUUUUGUAGUCACUUGUAGGAACGGAACUUGCCGUAGACUUCCAUCACUUUACCCUAUGUUUCCUGAAUAGAGUGGGAUUAAGAAGAGCAGAGCAUGUUUUCUUCUUACCACAGUAGACUUGGCUGUUUUUAAUGCAGAAUAAUUCUAUUUUAGUAUAUGGCAACUGCUAUAUUCAGCCACUGUGUUCUCUAAUACAGUACCAGACUUUUACAAGAAUGGUGGUAUAGACCAAAAUACCCUUCGCAGGGCAAGAUAUGUCACUCCUAUAUUAGACUGCAAUCUGCUCUGGUCCAGUAGAUUUGGAUCUUAAAUUCAGACAAUCAGUUGCGGAUAUGCUGCAGAGCGAGGAAAUGUUACCCAUCCGACAUGACUGUAGAUAAGAGAGGUCCGAAAUGUCUGCAAUUAUGUGGUUGGGUAUUUCAGAAUAAAAGUUAUAUUUUCUUUUUA